AUGGACACCUCUGGGACCCCGGCACCGACCGCCGCCCCGGGCCCGGGUAGGAAGGAGCUGAAGAUCGUGAUCGUGGGCGACGGCGGCUGCGGCAAGACUUCACUGCUCAUGGUUUACAGCCAGGGCUCCUUCCCCGAGCACUACGCCCCAUCCGUGUUUGAGAAGUACACAGCCAGCGUGACCGUGGGCAGCAAGGAGGUGACCCUGAACCUCUACGACACCGCCGGGCAGGAAGACUAUGACCGGCUGCGACCCCUGUCCUACCAGAACACCCAUCUCGUGCUCAUCUGCUAUGAUGUCAUGAACCCCACCAGCUAUGACAACGUCCUCAUCAAGUGGUCCCCUGAGGUCACACAUUUCUGCCGUGGGACCCCCAUGGUGCUCGUGGGCUGCAAGACAGACCUGAGGAAGGACAAGGAGCAGCUGCGGAAGCUCCGGGCGGCCCAGCUGGAGCCCAUCACCUACCUGCAGGGCCUGAGCGCCUGCGAACAGAUCCGAGCCGCCCUCUACCUGGAAUGCUCAGCCAAAUUUCGGGAGAACGUGGAGGACGUCUUCCGAGAGGCCGCCAAGGUCGCCCUCAGCGCACUGAAGAAAGCACAGCGGCAGAAACACCGCCACCUGUGCCUGCUGCUCUGACCCCCUCCAGGCCGGGCACGUGGCCCCCAGGACGCGGCUGACGGGCCCUCAUCUCCGGGCCACCCCGCAGGGUGCUGCCCCAGCCCCAGCUCUCCAAGGGCACGUGGAGUUGGGCGUCUCCAGCGCCUGCUGUCUGGAGCCUGCAGCAAGACUCUUAGGACAUUCUGGAACUCUCUGCUUUCCCAGUUGGCGCUCUGGCCAUGAACUCUGGAGCUGUGGCCUGCAAGCCAGUAGUUGAGGGUGCUGGACUCAGUCCCGUUGCACCCUGGAACUGGCAUUUGUCCCCAGGACUCUGGAGUGUCUUCCUCACACCCUUCCCCCAGCCAUGCGCAUCCCCCUUCGCAUACCCAACAGGUCCUCAAAGCCUGUGCUCGAAACGUCAGACACUGGUGUGUGGUUGAGUGUGGACUUCACAGCAACUGGCCAGGGCCCCCAAGCCUGCUGCUCCCUGGGCUCACGAGAUAGACUCAGCUGCAUCCCCCAGCCCCUGGCUUCCUUCCCCCGGGAACUCCCGGCCAUGAUGGGAUCAGGCCUAUCAGGACCACACAGGCAACAGCCCCGGACAUGGGAGCUGGCAACCCGCACCCCACUCCCUCCGCCCCACUCAGAGGACUUUAGUAGCAACCUUUGGCUUGGCUGACAUCUUUCCAGAGCUAGACACA
Messenger RNA from Pteronotus mesoamericanus, 1298 nucleotides. RefSeq names its product ras homolog family member F, filopodia associated (gene RHOF). Gene Ontology annotation, cellular component: cytosol. Gene Ontology annotation, molecular function: protein kinase binding; GTPase activity; GTP binding. The record is from RefSeq and is a predicted model, not a curated record. The coding region runs from base 1 to 636 and encodes 211 amino acids. NCBI's taxonomy places the organism in Eukaryota, Metazoa, Chordata, Mammalia, Chiroptera, Mormoopidae. Gene Ontology annotation, biological process: small GTPase-mediated signal transduction. The transcript is spliced from 5 exons.